CAUUUCCGGCGGCGGAAGAGGCGGACGGCUAGCGGCAGCUUCCGGCCGACGGUGUUGCUUGUUUUGCACGUGUGUCGCCCCUUUGGAAUUCCUGGAUUACCUUUGCUCUUGGCGAAUUUGUCUGGCCGGGAUUCCGUGCAGACUUAAGGAUGAAGGCUAGACGAAAUAAAAAACAGGUCCCAAGCUUUCGGAAAUUGCUAAAAACUAGUAAAGUCAAGCUUGAAAACAAACUAAAAAACAAACAACUUAAACAACAAAGCACUCAGAAGAAAUACCGAAAAGAACAGAGGAAACUAAGGCAAGCUGUAAAAGAUGCUGUGUCUAAGAAACCUAUUCCAUUGGAGGACCCAAAGAAAAAACAUCGAGGUAAAAGGAUUGAGAGGGAAGAGGAAGAAGAAGAGGAAGCCCUUCCUUUAGAUAUGAUGGAUGAAGAUGACUUACAGUUAAUGAAAGAUUUAGGACAAAGAGCAUCUUUUCUGACAAGAGAUCUUUCUUCUAGUGAGCCUGUUCACGCCAAGAAGCGAAAGCAUGAGCGUGUUAUUGAUAAAUAUGAAAAGAUACCAAGAACUCUGCAAACUGCAUCAGAGAAGGAACUGAUUCACUUGCUUCCUAUCAAAGAUAAAAGUGGCAUAAUCCCACAGACCAGAGAGAAGCCAGUUAUUGACAGUAACCAAGAUGAAGAAGAUCAAGAAGAAAUGGAACCUGAGGAAGAGAUCAUUGAAGAGCCCAUUAAAGAGCUGACUUUAGAAGAACAUUUAAUUGAAAGGAAGAAGAAACUACAGGAGAAGAAAAUGCAUAUUGCAGCUUUGGCAUCUGCCAUAUUAUCAGAUCCGGAAAGUAAUAUUAAAAAAUUGAAAGAAUUACGUUCCAUGCUGAUGGAACAGGAUCCUGAUGUGGCUGUCACUGUUCGAAAGCUGGUGGUAGUUUCUCUGAUGGAAUUAUUUAAAGACAUUACUCCAUCAUAUAAGAUACGGCCUCUUACAGAAGCAGAAAAAUCUACCAAGAUCCGCAAAGAAACCCAAAAAUUAAGAGAAUUUGAAGAAGGCCUGGUUAGCCAAUAUAAAUUUUAUUUGGAAAAUCUGGAGCAAAUGGUUAAAGACUGGAAGCAAAGGAAGGUGAAGAAAAGUAAUGUAGUUUCCUUAAAGGCCUACAAGGGACUGGCAGAGGUGGCUGUGAAGAGCUUGUGUGAGCUGUUGGUGGCUCUACCUCAUUUCAACUUCCACAACAACAUCAUUGUAUUGAUUGUCCCUCUCAUGAAUGACGUGUCAAAAUCGAUAUCUGAAAUGUGUUGCGAGGCAGUAAAGAAACUCUUUAAACAAGAUAAAUUAGGCCAAGCUUCCCUGGGCGUGAUUAAAGUGAUUUCUGGUUUUGUGAAGGGCAGAAAUUAUGAAGUUAGGCCAGAGAUGUUAAAAACAUUCCUGUGCCUAAGAAUCAAAGAAGUAGAAGUGAAAAAAGACACAGAAGAUAUUAAUAAACCAAAAAAGUUCAUGACUUUCAAGGAGAAGAGAAAAACUCUAUCAAGAAUGCAGAGAAAGUGGAAGAAAGCGGAAGAGAAACUAGAGAGAGAGCUUCGGGAGGCCGAAGCUUCAGAGAGUACUGAGAAAAAACUUAAACUGCACACCGAGACUUUGAAUAUCGUGUUUGUAACCUACUUCAGAAUAUUGAAGAAGGCCCAGAGGUCACCUCUCUUGCCAGCAGUCCUGGAAGGUCUUGCCAAGUUUGCUCACCUUAUAAAUGUGGAGUUUUUUGAUGACUUAUUAGUAGUUCUACAUUCUCUCAUUGAGUCUGGUGACCUAAGCUAUCAAGAAAGUCUUCACUGUGUUCAGACUGCUUUUCAUAUUCUUUCUGGGCAAGGUGAUGUACUGAAUAUUGAUCCAAUGAAAUUCUAUACACAUCUUUACAAAACACUGUUCAAGUUACAUGCAGGUGCUACAAAUGAAGGGGUUGAGAUCGUCCUUCAGUGCCUUGACGUCAUGCUGACUAAACGCAGAAAGCAGGUUUCUCAGCAGCGGGCCCUGGCCUUCAUCAAGCGCCUCUGUACCCUUGCUCUUCACGUGCUUCCAAAUUCAAGCAUUGGCAUUUUAGCAACUAACAGAAUAUUAAUGCAUACUUUCCCCAAAACAGAUCUGUUGCUUGAUAAUGAAUCGCAGGGAAGUGGAGUUUUCCUUCCUGAGCUGGAUGAACCUGAGUACUGUAAUGCUCAGAACACUGCACUUUGGGAAUUGCAUGCAUUGCGGCGACAUUACCACCCCAUAGUGCAGAGAUUUGCAGCUCACCUCAUCGCUGGAGCUCCUUCUGAAGGCUCAGAAGCACUCAAACCAGAGUUGAGCCGAAGGAUAAAGUUUUACAAGGGGAUUCAUUUUUGAAUGAAGAUUUAAAUCAGCUAAUCAAAAGAUAUUGCAAUGAAGAUGCUACUCCGUUGCCUCUGGAUUUCACCAAGUAUUUGGAAACAUCACAACGGUAGUAGAAGAAUGAGGAGUCAGUGGACUUUUUUGUAUAUUUUUGUGUUUGUGCAGAUGCACAUAAAGCUAUGUCAUUAAUUUAGGACCUUCUUGAGGAGGAAGAAUUUCCCUUUGCUUGGCACAGAGUUCUGCCAAUUGUGAAAAGAGGCACAGGAAAAUCAAGACCAUAAGAUUGCUUUUUAUCAUUCAGUGACUCUUUAUAACCAAAUAAACAUUUUUAUUGCAACACCACAAUGGAAAUAACAUUCUAAAUUUGGGUGUAUAUAAUUUUAUGAAGAUUUUUUGAGAAAAGGAAGAAUAGCUUGCAAUUGGAUACCAGGUUCUUUGACUCUUACUAGAUGGUAUGCUUCAAGAAGUAACCUAAUUUCAGAGUUCCUCUGUGGCUCAGCAGGUUUAAGGACCUGGUGGUGGUCCUGGAGAGGCUCUGAUCACUGCUCUGGUGCAGGUUUGAUCCCAAGGCCAGGAACUUCUGCAUGCUGCAGGAGCAGCAAAGAAAAGAAAAAGAAGUAAUCUAAUUUGGCCUAUGUGAAAAAGAAUGAGGGGCGUCAUGGCUACUGUCAAAGUCUGAGUGUGAUUCUAGUCUCUUCGAAGUUCUUUGCAUUUUCUGUCAUGCCCUGGAGGUUAAUGGGGGGGGGGGGGAAAGAAUUGCUCCCAGGUAGAAAAAAGUCUGAGACUUUACUAUUCUGUUUUAAGGAUAAACAGUACCCAGUGAGGGGCUUCUCCCACUGCCUUUUUUUUUUUUUUUUUUUUUUUUUUUGAGAUGAAAUGCCUAUUCUUAUGAAUACAUUUUAAAAGCAGUAUUUUAUCUAACAGCUAUUGUUUUAUUCUAGGAAUGGCCUAUGAAAUGUGUUUUAAUAACCAGGUUAUAAAUAUUCUCUACUGUGAAUAGUUGAACAAAACAGCUGUUUUUUUCUGCUUCCUGUUCUUCUGAUGUGAGAAUUUUAAGAAAUGCAUAGCAGUCCAACUAAAUCUCAUAUUUCUUGGGAGAAAAUAGCUUCAAAUGAUGCAACUGACAAGGACUUAAUCUCUAAAAUAUACAAACAACUUAUACAACUCAACAGCAAAAAAGCCAACAAGCGAGUUGAAAAAUGGGCAAAAGACCUGAAUAGACAUUUCUUCAAGGAAGAUGUACAGAUGGCCAACAAGCACAUGAAAAAAUACUGAACAUCACUGAUUGUUGGAGAAAUGCAAAUCAAAACCACUAUGGGAUACCACCUCACACCAGUCAGAAUGGCCAUCAUGAAUAAGUCCACAAAUGACAAAUGCUGGGAGAGAGUGUGGAGAAAAGGGGACCCUCCUACACUGUUGGUGGGGAUGUAAAUUGGUAAAACCACCAUGGAAAACAGUAUGGAGGUUCCUCAGAAAACUAAAUACAGAAUUACCAUAUGAUCCAGCAGUCCCACUCUUGGGCAUAUACCCAGACAAAACUUUCCUUGAAAAAUACACAUGCACCCGUAUGUUCAUUGCAGCACCAUUUACAAUAGCCGAGACAUGGAAACAACCUAAAUGUCCAUUGACAGACAAAUGGAUUAAGAAGAUGUGGUACAUAUGUGGUACAUAAUGGAAUACUACUCAGCCAUAAAAAAGAAAAAUAAUGCCAUUUGCAGCAACAUGGAUGGAACUAGAGACUAUCAUAUUAAGUAAGUCAGAGAAAGACAAAUACCAUAUGGUAUCACAUAUCUGGAAUAGAAUAUAUGACACAAGUGAACCUUUCCACAGAAAAGAAACUCAUAGGAGAACAGACAUAUGGUUGCCAAGGGGGGGAGGGGGAAAGGAGUGGGAUGGACUGGGAAUCUGGGGUUAAUAGAUGCAAACUAUUGCGUUUGGAAUGGAUAAGCAGUGAGAUCCUGCCGUAUAGCACUGGGAACUGUGGUCACUUGUGAUGGAGCAUGAUGGAAGAUGGUGUGUGUGACUGGGUCACUUUGCCGGACGGUAGAAGAUUGACAGAGCACUGUAAACCAGCUAUAAUGGAAAAAAAAAAAAUCAUUUGAAAAAAAUAAAUCUCCUAUUUCUUCAAAAUUAUAGAAGCUAAAUAUUUUAGUUUAGUGCUUAAAGUUUUUUUUUCCUUGUGAAAUAAAAUAGUUUAUCAUUUCCAGCAGAAUGAUGAACAUCAGCUUAAUAGUGCAUGUUAAUCUUUUAGCAUAUUAUAUAUGAUUUUUUAGUGUUUCUAAGGUCAGUUUUUUAGGCUUGAUUAUUUAAUGGUGAGAAAUGUGUUAUUCAGCAUAAAAUAUUUGCUUUUAACCCAUUUUCUAGAUAUCAGAGUCCAAGAAUGUUAUGAAUAUUUGUUAAGAUGACCAAGGGGUCUUUCCCCUUUGGAGUAUGAGUGACCAAUACAUGUCACAAAGCAUUUAUUUUCCAAACAUAUACAAAUACAUUUAUAGUUCACUUUGGCAGCAGAAACUACAGGCAAAAAAUCAAUUUUGAGAGAAAUUCAUCAGCUAUUUCACACUUGUAUUAUGCUUUUAAUCUUGUUACAUAUAUAGAGACUCACAGUGGGACCAUAAAAUUAUACAUCUAGAAUUUGAAUAGCCUCUAUGAAUCUGAGGAUGAAACAGAUUUAUGCACUAACUUCUAUAACUUUGUAUUGAUGAGUUUCACUUUCAGAGCUAAAUAUCAUAGUCAUUAAUAAUAACACACAACACACACCCUGAGGCUAUAAUAAGCUACAGCCCUAACAGUUUUUAACUAAAUAGUGAGCACCUACUAUGGGCUUAGCACUGUGCUAGGCACUUACAAGUAAAGUGAAGUAGUAAGAUGCAGCCUCAGUCUUCUAUGUGCUUACAUGCCAAGUCAGAUCAUUCACACUUUUUUUUUUUAAUGUGACACUACCCAAUUCAACGUCAGAGUGAGUUGUUUCAAAUUUCAGGGACCUGUAUCAUCUGAAAUAUGGAGGGUUUCAGAGGCCUGCCUAUUGGCAGACUUGAGCAUAGUAUGUUUUGGAUCUGUGAUUUGUAUACAAACAGCUUGAUAAUCAUCAAGAUUCAGUAUUUCUUAUCAAAAUCCUUAGGCAAGCAUUGCAUUUAGGAAGUUGAUAAGAGAUGACAGAGACCAUAUAAAUUGUUAACAAUGGGAGUUCCCACCAUGGCAUAGUGGUUAAUAAUCUGACUGGGGUGGCUCAGGGUCGCUCCGGAGUUGCAGGUUUGAUUCCUGGCCUGGUGCAGUGGGUUAAAGGAUUCAGCAAUGCUGCAGCUGUCGCAUACAUCGCAGCUGCAGCUGUCGCAUACACUGCAGCCGCAGCUCGGAGUUAAUCCCUGGCUGCAUGUGUGACAGGUGCAGCCAUAAAGUGGAAAAAACAAAACAAUGUAAUAUAUCAUAGAAAUGUUGACCCAGGUAUGGGCUUUGAGUAAGAGGCAAUCUCCUUUUCUAAUAACUUUUUGGAGGGCCCAGGUAUUCACCUCUUCUUGCCCUGCUGCUGAUGUGAGAGAAGCAACUGAGAGCUCUUUCCCCACAGGCUGCCUUUCACUAUGCCAAGUUUUAGAUCAGACACCAGCCAGGAAAAUCACCCUACUUACUGGCAUGGGGACAGUUGUAGAGCUUUGUGAUUUGGUUAAUUCAGUUUUAAUCACACCAGUAUGAGAGUUCUGAUUACUUUUCAGAAUUAAGCAAGACCUGUGAGGAUCUGGGCACAGGAGGAGAGGUGUAUAGAUAUAUUGGAAAGGGAGAGAACAGGAAAGGGAAGAUGUUUUUAAAAAAGAAUACAUAUGGAGCCAUAGUUGAGGCUUUCUAUCAUUAAUGAGCCUCCAGUGUCUCCAGGGCCAUUACGAUGGGAAACCUCUGGAGUUCUGUGGUGCAGUGGGUUAAGGAUCCAGCUUUGUCACUGCAGGGGCAGUUUCAAUCCCCCACAUCACAUGCCACAGAUGAUGCAGCCACCCCCCCAACCCCAAAAAGGGCUUUCUGUCACUAUUGUGAUGUCUUCCCUAGAACAAACAAAUUUACUCAUUAGCUUAAUUUCAAUAGAUGUUACCAACGCUUAGUAAAAAAACUAAAAAUUAUUGAAUAUUAAAAAAGGGGAGAACUAUAUAUGGAAGUAAAUGUGACUAAAAAACAAGGCAUCAGUACCUCACUUUUGUUAGGUCUGGACUCUGUAUUACCUGCCAACUGGAGAAUUUAUAAAUAACUUACUUGUUGAAUGACAUGAAAAGAGGCAUUCCCUUUAAGACAGCACUUUCUGCCCCAAUAAUGUUCCUUCCUUCGGAUUUAUCCUCAGACUUACACUCAAUUCCUUCACACCCUUACAUAAACUUACAUUAGUUUGCAAAACAGCCAAUUCCAGAUGAGGUGACUGAGAAAAUUAAUCUUUCUUCCAGCAUCACACAUCAUAUAGGAUUGUUAUUCAGAUCCUUUCUUGCCAGCUAUCAUUACCUUAAAAGUUGACAACUAACAGAGUGACAAUUCAUGCUCCUUUUUGUUUUUAGUGAAGCAUCUUAAAAUACUUUUCCUCAAAAUUUUGUAAUAAAGCCAGCUUGCAUAUUUAGAUUCUUUUCCUUAUCAACUUCACUAAUGAAAAUGUGCCACCCAGAUUUUUAGUAGUCUGAAAAGUAUAAUGUAAUGACUAUAGUCUGGGUAGCUAUUUUAUUUUUUUUUUUAAUUUGCCUUUUUGGUUUUUUAGGGCUGAAACCACAGCAUAUGGAGGGUCCCAGGUUAGGGGUCUAAUUGGAGCUGUACCUGCCAGGCUACAUCAGAGCCACAGCAACCCCAGAUCUGAACCGCGUCUGUGACCUACACCACAGCUCACAGCAAUGCUGGAUCCUUAACCUACUGAGCGAGGCCAGGGGUCAAACCCACAACCUCAUGGUUCCUAGUCGGAUUUGUUUCCUCUGCGCCACGAUGGGAACUCCUGGGUGGCUAUUUCAGAUGUAUUAUAAACAAUAGGAUAAUUUCAUUUGGUAUACUGAUACAGCUGUAUAAUUCAGAGAAAAUCUGUCAAGAUUUCCUACUUUGGGCAAACACCAGGUUGUGCUGAUUAGUCAUAAUAGUAAAGUAAAUCCUGGAGUUCCCGUCAUGGCUCAGUGAGUGGUUAAUGAACCCGACUAGCAUCCAUGAGGACGUGGGUUUGAUCCCUGGUCUCGUUCGGUGGGUUAAGGAUCUGGCAUUGCCAUGAGCUAUGGCGUAAGUUGCAGAUACAGCUCGGAUCCUGCAUUGCUGUGGCUGUGGCUUGGGCUGGUGGCUACUGCUCAGAUUAGACCCCUCACCUGAGAACCUCUGUAUGCCGUGGGUGCAGCCCUAGAAAGACCAAAAAAAAAAAAAAAAAAAAAAAAAAAAAAAAAAAA
Molecule: messenger RNA, 7732 nt
Organism: Sus scrofa (pig)
Lineage: Eukaryota; Metazoa; Chordata; Mammalia; Artiodactyla; Suidae
Source: RefSeq, a predicted model, not a curated record